Molecule: messenger RNA, 921 nt
Organism: Brenthis ino (lesser marbled fritillary)
Lineage: Eukaryota; Metazoa; Arthropoda; Insecta; Lepidoptera; Nymphalidae
Source: the annotation of a GenBank genome assembly
AUGAAGAAAACAUCAUCUUUGGUCUGGCGGUUUUUCGACCGGCUGGAGGAAGACAAGAGAUGUGUCGCCGUGUUGUGUAAAUUGUGUGAUACGCAAUAUAAGUACUUCGGAAACACCACCAACCUACGCACGCAUCUAGUGAACAAACACCCGAUACAGUGGGAUUUACUGCACAAUGGGACCCUCGACGAGACCGCCUUCCGAGCGUUCGACGACGGCGAUAACACAAACCAAUCCAUCGCAGCGAAACGGAAGAAAUAUAUAAAGAGCUACAAAGACGAAAAUGUACGUUAUUCUGUUUCCGUUGAUCUUAAUAACAGACGAGAUAGACGAAAUGUCUCCACGGAGAACUCAAUGCCAGUUAUCGAAAUACAACGGGUGGAUGUACUAGAAAAUUCAGAGACUGAUAAUGAAAACCACAAUGAUGGAAACGAAGAGCCCAUAAAUAUAGUUCGGCAGAUGCAUGGAAGCAGAGGCUCUGACGAAGAAUGGCUCAAUGAUGAUUUAUAUGAAACAGUUGAAACAUAUGAACCUCAGCGUAAAAGAAUGAAGUAUAGAAAAAUAAAAAGAGAAGUCACAUCACCACCCGCUAAACCUAAAUAUGUUGUGAGGAAUACCACCAGCAACUAUCAAAGGCCUGAAAGAAUUAUCAUUGAUGGAAGUCCAAGAAAAGAUGAAUACUCUGUAUUUGGAGAUUAUAUCGGCAAUAAAUUGAGAAAAAUGAAUAACCAACAAGCUCGUUGUAAUGUACAACAGUUAAUUACUACAAUAUUAUGGCAAGCCGAAUAUGGUUUAUAUGACAGUAUGGAAACAGUAAAGAGAGUCUUGUUACAUUCCGUUCAAGAGAUGGAAGUCUCACAACCACAAGUGGAGCAGAUCAUUGUUCAUGAAAGUCAAGAAGAAUUAGAAACCAAAGAUGAA